CGCUGCUGUCAAGAGAGGGAGGACAAGCAAGACAACACUGCACCAAUACUGCCGAUCAUGACCUCGUUUAUCCAACGGGUGGCCAAGCUUGGUGCCAACGCAUUGCUCGGAGUGUUUACGAGCAGUGGCGGAUUUGAUGGCGCAUUCAAAGAGCUGCGAGUGGUGGCCAUCAAGGCCGGGUCGGUGACUGCGACGCUUCCAGUCACAAAGCCACUGUGUAACUCCUACGGCACACUGCACGGCGGUGCAGCAGCCACCCUCGUCGACAUCGUGGGCACGAUGGCACUGUUGACAAAGGACCCGCGUCGAGCGGGCGUGAGCGUGGAUAUCAACACGAGCUAUCUUCGCGCAGCGAAGGAGGGAGAGGAACUACUCAUCACGGGACAGGUUUUGAAGACUGGCAAGAAGCUUGGAUUCACGCAAGUGGACAUUGCACGCAAGAGCGACAAUGAAGUGUUGGUGACUGGGCGGCACACAAAGGCGUUGUGAUGCGACGCAGCAUGCAGUUUGCAGGUGCAAUUUGGGGAAUAACGGAGGGCAAGAGCGAGCCGGCGAUUUGAGAGCAAAUGAGGCACAUAUGCGUGUAGAUGUGGGUGGCAAAAAAGAAACAAGCAGCAAGCGCGGCAACAAGAGCGGCUGCCAAAGGCACCAGGUCACAUGUUCUAGCGGCAGGGAGCAGAUACAACAAGACCAAAGCGGGAUGCGGCAGCACAACAGGGAUGUGAUGAGAUGAUGAAGACGAACGAGAAGAAGAAAAUGAUGAUGAUGACGAUGAUGAUGCGAAGAGCAAUGGGAAGCAGGCCGUGUGUGUGUGCGCGCGCGUGUGUGUGUCGAUCUAGGCAGCGUGGUGCUUGUAUUCGUCGAGGAGAUAGCUUGGAAUGUGCGCCUGCAGCACCUUGCGCGGGAUCUGGUGUGGGCAGUGGAGGUGGCGAUGAUGUGGUGGUGGUGGCUCGGUGUCAAUAAAAUCAGAUUACACA
Messenger RNA from Salpingoeca rosetta, 977 nucleotides. RefSeq lists its product as uncharacterized. Gene Ontology annotation, molecular function: fatty acyl-CoA hydrolase activity. The transcript has 6 exons. The record is from RefSeq and is a predicted model, not a curated record. The coding region runs from base 58 to 489 and encodes 143 amino acids. Lineage: Eukaryota; Choanoflagellata; Craspedida; Salpingoecidae.